AGUGUUGGUAUGAGGAAAUGAGCGCAGAGCUGUUUGAUUGUUACUUGUCUCCGUGUCACCACCAGGCAUACUGUAUAUUUUUGGAGCUGCAGGUACUGAACUCGUAAAUUGAUUCAUCUUCAAUGCGCUGGGGUCUGCUAAAAGAUUUCGUGGACCAAGAGUACCAUAAGGAGUAAGAUGAAGUUCUUUACUUUGGCAACUGUGUUCUUGUUUUGUGGGCUCCAGCCAUGCUUUGGAUUGUUCUACAAGCCCAAGACACUUCAUCCGGAGAAGUUUGGAGGACUGAAGGAAGAAAUAGCAACUUAUAAGGAUGUUGCCAAGGCUAUAAUAGACCUUGCGGUUUAUGGCAAAGCGCAGAACAGGUCAUACAACCGCCUGGCCCAAUUUGUAGACACUAUUGGUAACAGAAUGAGUGGCUCUGAAAGUCUUAAAAAUGCCAUAAAGUUCAUGUACAGCAGACUUCAGGAGGACAAACUGCAAAAUGUUUCUUUGGAACCAGUGAAAGUGCCACACUGGGAACGUGGAGAAGAGUCUGCUAUGCUGAUGGAACCACAGAAGAAAAACAUUGCUUUACUGGGACUUGGUGGCAGUAUUGGUACCCCACCAGAAGGAAUACGUGCUGAAGUCAUUGUGGUGUCGUCUUUCACAGAACUACACAACAGAGCCAAAGAAGCUAAAGGGAAGAUUGUUGUUUACAACCAACCCUUUGUGAGCUACGGAGAAACUGUUCAAUACAGAGCAUAUGGUGCAUCUGAAGCUGCUAAAGUUGGCGCUGUGGCUUCAUUGAUUAGGUCAAUUACACCCUUUUCUGUUUAUAGCCCUCACACAGGUUGGCAGGAUUACCAGAAAGACGUACCCAAGAUUCCCACAGCCUGCAUUACAAUAGAAGAUGCAGAAAUGUUGGCUCGAAUGGCAUCACGUGGUGAAAAGAUUGUUAUUCUUCUAAAAAUGGGAGCAAUCAAUCAUCCAGAUGCAGAUUCAUUCAACACCGUAGCAGAGAUCAUAGGAAGCAAGUACCCUGAACAGGUUGUAAUUGUCAGCGGACAUCUGGAUAGCUGGGACGUUGGGCAAGGAGCCAUGGAUGAUGGUGGGGGAGCCUUUAUAUCAUGGGAAGCGCUGUCUCUCAUUAAAGACCUUGGUUUGCGUCCUAAAAGAACAAUCCGUCUAGUUCUUUGGACUGGAGAAGAACAGGGUGGAGUGGGUGCUGGCCAAUACUAUGAGCGACACAAGGGAGACAUCGCUAACAUUGACCUUGUGAUGGAGUCUGACAUGGGUACCUUCAUGCCUAUUGGUAUACAGUUUAGAGGAAAUAAGGAGGCACGGGCCAUCAUGAUGGAAAUCAUGCAGCUGCUUCAACCCAUCAACAUUACCAACCUUUACGAUGAUGCUGAGGGUACUGACAUCAAUUAUUGGAUGCAAGCAGGUGUUCCAGGUGCAAGUCUCCUCGAUGAGCUAAGCAAAUAUUUUUGGUUUCAUCAUUCUCAAGGAGACACAAUGACCGUCCAAAACCCAGUCUGGAUGAACCUCUGUGCUGCCAUUUGGACUGUGGUCGCUUAUGUAGUCGCUGACUUGGAGGAGAUGUUGCCAAGGUAACGAAAAGCAAGAAAGAUGUGUUCUUUUUAGCAGUGUGAAGUAUAAAGACACGUACUCCUGUACCUGCCUUUGUUAGGGACCAUAUAAAUCCAAAGUAUUCUCUUUCUUUUUAUAAUUAUUGUUGUAUAAAAUCUGACAACGUAUUAUCUUUUUUUUUUCCAAGUGAGAAAUCAGGCUUUGUGCUUCUAUCUUUUUUUCUCCAUUUGUUUACUUUAUAAUUAAAUGUGAUUACAUCUGUCUGAAAGUGAUGUAUUUGUACACGUCUGAUUGUUUCAAGUAAAGCUACAAUUACAUGGCC
Messenger RNA from Spea bombifrons (plains spadefoot toad), 1891 nucleotides. It is a transcript of the gene CPQ, whose product is annotated as carboxypeptidase Q. NCBI's taxonomy places the organism in Eukaryota, Metazoa, Chordata, Amphibia, Anura, Pelobatidae. The transcript is spliced from 9 exons. Gene Ontology annotation, biological process: proteolysis; peptide catabolic process. Bases 178 to 1593 code for a protein of 471 amino acids. The record is from RefSeq and is a predicted model, not a curated record. Gene Ontology annotation, molecular function: metallodipeptidase activity.